This is a messenger RNA of Mizuhopecten yessoensis (Yesso scallop), 3357 nucleotides long. Its product is annotated as fibrinogen-like protein 1. The record is from RefSeq and is a predicted model, not a curated record. The transcript has 5 exons. Lineage: Eukaryota; Metazoa; Mollusca; Bivalvia; Pectinida; Pectinidae. Bases 427 to 1695 code for a protein of 422 amino acids.
GUUACAGCGUGUGUUUAGUGGCGGGAUAGCUGCUUCAACAAACGCACUGCUCUAAUACUUAUUAAUACAUAUACACACUCGGAGUAGCGAACUCUCCGACAACUUGUCAAGAACGCCGGCCAGUUUACCAGGAUGUUGUUCAUGAGUUGUUUCCGUGUGGUGAGGUCUACUUAAGUGUAUACGUGGAUACAAUUUCCUCUGGAAAGCAUAAUACUUGGUUUUCUCACAGUUCGUGGUUGUAAGCGUGAUACAUUUGUGAAAUAUCAUCUUAUGUUUCUGGGUAUGGACUACGAAGAUAAACUUGUACCAUGCGGAGGACCGCCAGAGCAGGACGAUGUGCUGUGAUGAAGUAAGGUGUGACAUAUAGAGACGAAAAAUAUAAGUUAGCUUCAUUUAAACUAAGAAGAGGACACCAUUUUAUUCACUAUGGAUUUACGGCGAGUGUUACAAGGGAUGUUGUGUUUGUCUGUGUUUGUUACGAUGUUCUCCACAGUACCAGUACCCAGGAACCGGAAACGGAAGAUGAGGCCGUGUAGGUGUAAAAAGUUAUUUAAAGAUAUUAAUGACGUUAUUGAUUCUAAAUUUAAAACAUUAGAGGAAAAGUUUGCGGAACGUUUACCAAUUGUGAAUGACUUGAGUGUUAAUGAUACGUUAAGUUUACAAGAAAUGAACUCAAGAAUGAGUCGAUUAUAUCGGGACGUCCAGGCGACGGAUGAAGUGUUACGGCGCGAAAGUCUCGCGCUUCGACAAGUGAAAGAACAUAUGCAAACACAGAGUGACACUAUGGGGAACAUGAGUGAGGGUCUUAGUGCUGUCGAAGCGAUCGUCAGAAACUUAACAAAAGUUGUGGAAAAUUUGAGAGUUAUCUCUUCCAGUUCUAUAAGUAACGCCAUUGUGCAUCAAACUACGACGAUAACGGAAGUUCCUACUACACAUGCGCCGCAUCAACCAGAAGUACCAUCACAAGUUGGUCCAGCGGCGAUUGUUUAUCCGAGACAUUGUCAUGACGUGUACCGGAGUGGUGGACUACGUUAUGAGGGCGAUUACUACAUCAUGAUCCAGCCAGAGAGAGCCCCCGCCCCGUACAAGGCACUGUGUAAAGCCAGGGAGGACGGAGGCUGGACAGUGAUACAGCGCCGACUGGACGGGGCAGUGGAUUUCUACCGGAAUUGGACGGAGUACAAAAACGGUUUCGGGAGCUUAUCUGGCGAGUUCUGGAUAGGGAAUGACAAUAUUCAUCGUCUGAGCAGCCAAGGUAAAUUUAAACUUCGAGUGGAGAUGGAACAGUGGAACGGAAGUAAGUACCACGCCAUUUACGACUUUUUCCGUAUUGAAGACGAAACAAAUGACUACAGGCUUCACGUGAAUGGUUACCAUGGAACCGCCGGUGACUCGAUGACGUCAACUCGAGAGAACCACGAUGGCGUUCGGUUUAGUACCUACGAUACGGACAAUGAUCGCCGCCCGUUUGACAACUGUGCAAUGCAUUACCGUGGAGGCUGGUGGUAUAACGAUUGUUUCGACUCAAACCUCAAUGGACGCUAUUAUCAGAAAGGAUUUCACAACAAUUUCUUCAGACAAAAUGGCAUACAUUGGAACAGCCUACACAAAUAUUCCUCACUCAAGAACGCGCAGAUGAUGGUCAUGCCAGCGUCAGACUUUACUGCACACAACAAGGUAUCGCCAAGAGCAUGAGUUCUGUGACGUCAUCUUUUCUAUGCUAAUCGCGUCACCUAGUCAUUAGCAAUGCAAUAGUGUACACGUGUGUACAUCUGAUGUGCAGAUGACGAGAACAUUGCAACGGACUCGUUUAACAAAGAUAUUGUAUAAAACAGGUUGUGAGAAGGAGACUGUUGUUCUGAAUCUGCUCACGUACACUAAAAUAUCUGGAUUAUAUACUGAGGAUGCCCAAACUCACAAGACAAGAAACCAUAGAAUACUCAUACAUGUGUCAGUUUGGGCGAUAUGUGAUACUCGGAAGAGAAAGUCUAGCUUCCUGUUAUUCAUGUGUGUCUUACUUGGAUAUACAUACUUCCUGUUUGCUUAACUGCUUAUACUGACUUCCUGUUUUGAGCGGACUAUUCGACGUCUGGGAAGGACCAAGUUUGUGAUUUCCGGUCACAAUCGGAUUUGAUUAAUUACAAUUUCUUCCAUAACCUAACGUUAUUAAUGUCGUCCAUUUGUGGAAUAAAAUAUCUACAAGGUGCUAACUACAUACCAAUGGACGCUGUGCCCGUGGUGUAUUACUACGCAAACCUAAGUACUCACUUUAUGUUUCCGCGCCAGUGUCGUAAAAUUUGAGUAACAUGGUGCUGUACUGUAUAAAAGCUCAUUUUCAUGCAGAUGUGUUUGUUGAUGGUUCUGACCGGAGUCACAGUGACCUAUUUUAGACGUUUGAUAUAAAACACGUGACAGCAAUAUUGAAAUCACAACAAUAUGAUAUCUACAUGUGAUUACAUUGCCCUAUUUAAAACUUUGGCCAUUGGCGUGCUGAUGGGGACUGGACAGUCACAUGAUGUGACCGUUACAUAAUUAAACCCAAGUGGAAAAUUUAAGAGUUAUAUAUAUGGAACCACACUAUAAGAAAUGAAAUGGCAAAUUAUGUUAUCAUGUUGUAGAAUGUUAUUGUAGUUCUACUUAACUUAUUAACGGACUAUCGCGACAUAGACGUUUGGUAUACUGACGAAGUGUCAGGUGUCAAUUCAUACCGUAUUUAUGUCCGAUUGUCUACACACUGUCUCUUCUUUUUACCCAUUCAUUGUAUAUUUUGAACAUUAAAUGUAAAUACGUGACAAAGUGUUAAGAGAAUGAUACAAGAAGCCGUUAUAUACCCUGCACUAUGGAGUAGCCGUGUGUAUAUACUUAAGGGGGAUGUAUAUAUUUAUUGUCACGUGCACACGCGACCUUAUGUUAACAAUGACGUUCGACUUUUGGAUAUUAUUUAUUAUUGAUGAUAUAGUUGUAUAAUGUGAUGUCAUAUGUUGAUGUUAUUCAACAAAACUAUGAUAUUUUCCUUGUCUUAUUCGGUAUUGUCGAUUUUUCUUACUUUUUUAAAAUAUUUUAAAAUUGUAUUUUAUUUAACACAAAACACCAACUUGUGGACCACAUGAUUUUAUUAUCUCUGUAGAUUGUACCACGUAAAUAUCGCCAAUCAGCUAAUAAAGUGAUCAAUUCUCAUAACUUUAUUCCAAUCUUAACUUUAUUCCAAUUUAGUUCAAUUUAUUCUAUAAAUACACUUAAUAUGUGAAUCUUCAUUUCCAAUAUUGUACAAGUUUUAAUCAGCGUUCGCUAAAGUACAACAGUUUGGUAUAAAGUGAUGUGCGCUGUUCAUUUCCCAAGGUCACCUGUCCUUGCCAA